Molecule: messenger RNA, 977 nt
Organism: Clupea harengus (Atlantic herring)
Lineage: Eukaryota; Metazoa; Chordata; Actinopteri; Clupeiformes; Clupeidae
Gene: adma
Product: adrenomedullin a
Exons: 4
Coding region: 165-650 (161 amino acids)
Biological process (GO): positive regulation of heart rate; adrenomedullin receptor signaling pathway; adenylate cyclase-activating G protein-coupled receptor signaling pathway
Cellular component (GO): extracellular region
Molecular function (GO): adrenomedullin receptor binding; hormone activity
Source: RefSeq, a predicted model, not a curated record
UCCCGCCCCUGUGCAGUGCAGUAUAAAGGCGGUGUCCGCUGGCGGGAGCGUCAGAGUGCUGGAGUCGCUGCUGGAUUAACACUCAGCCUGAGCUCAGAGCAACAGACCAACAGAGCAACCUUCACCUUUCCACUCCUCUCCUGCAGAGCACAGCUCCUCAGACCAUGACUGUCCUGGUGUGGUGUGUGUUAUCCUGCUUUGGGGUGCUGACAUCAGCGAGACCACGAAUGGAUACAGCUGUCACUGACACACACAGAGGAUCUGAUGGGAGUGAUGAUCUGACCAAUCAGACGCCAGGAGAGACGCUGCCGUUUGUCAGAGUGCAAGACAUCAUAGACUCCCUGCUCAUCCCCCGCACCAGCUCUCCCGCAGUCAGCUGGCGGCUGCGGCUGCGGCGCUCGAAGGCUCCGGUGAGCCAGUCUCGGCGCGGGGGCUGCUCCCUGGGCACGUGUACGGUGCACGACCUGGCCCACCGCCUCAGCCAGCUCAACAACCGGCUCAAGAUCACGCAGGCCCCCCGUGACAAGAUCUCCCCCCAGGGCUACGGCCGCCGCCGCCGCCGCCGCUCCGCGGCUCCACAGCGCCUCCUGCUGCGCGGGCAGGGACUCCACCUGUGGCCCGUCUGGACCAGGGUGCUCAAACACACCUGAGCCACACACACACGCACACACACACAUGCACACACACACGCGGGGCACCAAGACCCAGCGGACACCAGGCUGCCUACAGACAGCUACUCCAGCUGCCAAGAGACAGGAUGGAGGGAGAGAGAUAGGGGGGUGAGAGAAGGAAAGAAAGGGGGGGGGAGAGAAGGAGAGAGAGGGGGGGGAGGAGAGAGAGAGAUGUAAGAGACUCGAAUUUGCCUCGUCAGUCUCUGUCACAAACAACAGCUGAGCCCUUUCAGACAGACAGAGAGAGAGAGAGAGAGAGGGAGAGAGAGAGAGAGAGACAGAGAGAGAGAAAGAGAGAGAGAGAGA